CACCAGGCCCAGUCCCCCGUGGUGGGGGCAUUGGGGACACAGGGAGGAGAGGGCAGUGGGCUGGGGGACCAGGGAAAAGUGAAGGUGUCAGGGAAGCCAUGGAGCCAGCCUCACCCCAGGACGAGGGUUCAAGGAAGAAGCAGCCCAAGAAGCCUGUUCCUGAGAUCCUGCCAAGGCCACCCCGCGCCCUGUUCUGCCUGACCCUCCAGAACCCCCUGAGGAAGGCCUGCAUCAGCAUCGUGGAAUGGAAACCUUUCGAGACCAUCAUCUUACUCACCAUCUUUGCCAACUGUGUGGCUCUGGCUGUGUACCUGCCUAUGCCUGAAGACGACAACAACACUCUGAACCUCGGCCUGGAGAAACUGGAGUAUUUCUUCCUCAUCGUCUUCUCCAUCGAAGCUGCCAUGAAGAUCAUUGCCUACGGCUUCCUGUUCCACCAAGACGCUUACCUGCGCAGCGGCUGGAAUGUUCUAGACUUCACCAUUGUCUUCCUGGGCGUCUUCACUGUGAUUCUGGAGCAGGUUAAUGUCAUCCAAAGCAAUACGGCCCCCCUGAGCAGCAAAGGAGCCGGCCUGGACGUCAAGGCCCUGAGAGCCUUCCGCGUGCUCAGACCCCUGCGACUGGUGUCAGGGGUGCCCAGCCUGCAGGUGGUCCUCAACUCCAUCUUCAAGGCUAUGCUUCCCCUCUUCCACAUCGCCCUCCUUGUCCUUUUCAUGGUCAUCAUCUACGCCAUCAUAGGGCUGGAGCUCUUCAAGGGCAAGAUGCAUAAAACCUGUUACUUCAUCGGCACAGACAUUGUGGCCACAGUGGAGAAUGAGAAGCCAUCGCCCUGUGCCAGGACGGGCUCUGGACGCCCAUGCACCAUCAAUGGUAGUGAAUGCCGGGGUGGCUGGCCAGGGCCCAACCAUGGCAUCACCCACUUCGACAACUUCGGCUUCUCCAUGCUCACCGUGUACCAGUGCAUCACCAUGGAGGGGUGGACUGACGUCCUGUACUGGGUCAACGAUGCCAUUGGAAACGAGUGGCCCUGGAUCUAUUUUGUCACCCUCAUUCUGCUGGGCUCCUUCUUCAUCCUCAACCUGAUCCUAGGCGUCCUGAGUGGGGAAUUCACCAAGGAGCGGGAGAAGGCCAAGUCCAGGGGAACAUUUCAAAAGCUCCGAGAGAAGCAGCAGCUGGAGGAAGACCUCCGUGGCUACAUGAGCUGGAUCACACAGGGAGAGGUCAUGGACGUGGAGGACUUGAGAGAAGGCAAGCUGUCUUUGGAGGAAGGAGGCUCUGACACAGAGAGCCUUUAUGAAAUCGAGGGCUUGACCAAAGUCAUCCAGUUCAUCCGGCACUGGAGGCAGUGGAACCGAGUUUUCCGCUGGAAAUGCCACGACAUAAUCAAGUCCAAGGUCUUCUAUUGGCUGGUGAUCCUGAUCGUUGCCCUCAACACCUUGUCUAUUGCCUCAGAACACCACAACCAGCCACUUUGGUUGACCCAUUUGCAAGACGUGGCCAACCGGGUACUGCUGACGCUCUUCACCAUCGAGAUGCUGAUGAAGAUGUACGGGCUGGGCCUGCGCCAGUACUUCAUGUCCAUCUUCAACCGCUUUGACUGCUUCGUGGUGUGCAGCGGCAUCCUGGAGAUCCUGCUGGUCGAGUCGGGCGCCAUGACACCCCUGGGCAUCUCUGUGCUGCGCUGCAUCCGCCUCCUGAGGCUCUUCAAGAUCACCAAGUACUGGACGUCACUGAGCAACUUGGUGGCAUCGCUGCUCAACUCCAUCCGCUCCAUCGCCUCCCUGUUGCUGUUGCUGUUCCUCUUCAUCAUCAUCUUCGCCCUGCUGGGCAUGCAGCUCUUUGGAGGCAGGUAUGACUUUGAGGACACCGAGGUGCGACGGAGCAACUUCGACAACUUCCCCCAGGCCCUCAUCAGUGUCUUUCAGGUCCUGACGGGCGAAGACUGGAACUCUGUGAUGUACAAUGGGAUCAUGGCCUAUGGAGGCCCGUCCUACCCUGGCAUGCUUGUGUGCAUUUAUUUCGUCAUCCUUUUUGUCUGUGGCAACUACAUCCUGCUCAAUGUCUUCCUGGCUAUCGCCGUGGACAACCUCGCGGAGGCGGAGAGCCUGACUUCUGCCCAGAAGGCCAAAGCCGAGGAGAGGAAACGGAGGAAGAUGUCUAAGGGCCUCCCAGACAAGACAGAGGAGGAGAAGUCCAUAGUGGCCAAGAAGCUCGAGCAGAAACUCAAGGGUGAAGGCAUCCCCACCACCGCUAAGCUGAAAAUCGAUGAGUUUGAAUCUAAUGUCAACGAGGUGAAGGACCCGUACCCCUCAGCUGACUUCCCAGGAGAUGACGAGGAAGACGAGCCUGAGAUCCCAGUGAGCCCCCGACCACGCCCCUUGGCAGAGCUGCAGUUGAAAGAGAAGGCAGUGCCCAUUCCAGAAGCCAGCUCCUUCUUCAUCUUUAGCCCCACCAAUAAGAUCCGUGUCUUCUGUCACCGCAUCGUCAAUGCCACUUGGUUCACCAAUUUCAUCCUCCUCUUCAUCCUGCUGAGCAGCGCUGCACUGGCGGCCGAGGACCCCAUCCGGGCCGAGUCCAUGAGGAAUCAGAUCCUGGGGUAUUUUGACAUCGUAUUCACCUCUGUCUUCACUGUGGAGAUUGUCCUCAAGAUGACGACCUAUGGCGCCUUUCUGCACAAGGGCUCCUUCUGCCGCAAUUACUUCAACAUCUUGGACUUGGUGGUGGUGGCCGUGUCCCUCAUCUCCAUGGGACUUGAGUCCAGUGCCAUCUCCGUGGUAAAGAUCCUGAGGGUGCUGAGGGUCCUGCGCCCGCUGCGAGCCAUCAACAGGGCCAAAGGGUUGAAGCACGUGGUGCAGUGUGUGUUCGUGGCCAUCCGCACCAUUGGGAACAUCGUGCUGGUCACCACCCUGCUGCAGUUUAUAUUCGCCUGCAUAGGAGUCCAGCUCUUCAAGGGGAAGCUCUUCAGCUGCAAUGACUUGUCUAAGAUGACCGAGGAAGAGUGCAGGGGUUACUACUAUGUGUACAAGGAUGACGACCCCACGCAGAUAGAGCUGCGUCGCCGCCAGUGGACACACAAUGACUUCCAUUUUGACAACGUGCUCUCGGCCAUGAUGUCGCUCUUCACAGUCUCCACCUUCGAGGGAUGGCCUCAGUUACUGUAUAAGGCCAUAGACGCAAACGAGGAGGAUGUGGGUCCCAUCUACAACAACCGAGUUGAGAUGGCCAUCUUCUUCAUCAUCUACAUCAUCCUCAUUGCCUUCUUCAUGAUGAAUAUCUUUGUGGGCUUCGUCAUUGUCACCUUCCAGGAGCAGGGGGAGACUGAGUACAAGAACUGUGAGCUGGACAAGAACCAGCGCCAAUGUGUCCAGUAUGCACUGAAGGCCCGCCCACUGAAGUGCUACAUCCCCAAAAACCCAUACCAGUACCAGGUGUGGUAUGUCGUCACGUCCUCCUACUUUGAGUACCUGAUGUUUGCCCUCAUUAUGCUCAACACCAUCUGCCUGGGCAUGCAGCACUACAACCAGUCAGAAGAGAUGAACCACAUCUCAGACAUCCUCAACGUGGCCUUCACCAUCAUCUUUACCCUGGAAAUGGUCCUCAAGCUCAUGGCGUUCAAAGCCAGGGGCUAUUUUGGAGACCCCUGGAAUGUGUUUGACUUCCUGAUUGUCAUUGGCAGCAUCAUUGAUGUCAUCCUGAGUGAAAUCGAUACUUUCCUGGCCUCCAGCGGGGGACUCUAUUGCCUGGGUGGAGGCUGCGGGAACGUUGACCCAGACGAGAGCGCCCGCAUCUCCAGUGCCUUCUUCCGCCUGUUCCGGGUCAUGAGGCUGAUCAAGCUGCUGAGCCGCGCGGAGGGAGUGCGCACCCUUCUCUGGACGUUCAUCAAGUCCUUCCAGGCCCUGCCCUAUGUGGCUCUUCUCAUUGUCAUGCUCUUCUUCAUCUAUGCUGUCAUUGGCAUGCAGAUGUUCGGGAAGAUUGCCAUGGUGGACGGAACCCAAAUAAACAGAAACAACAACUUCCAGACCUUCCCUCAAGCCGUGCUCUUGCUCUUCAGGUGUGCCACAGGGGAGGCCUGGCAGGAGAUCCUGUUAGCCUGCAGCUAUGGGAAGCUGUGUGAUCCCGAGUCGGACUACGCCCCGGGUGAGGAAUAUACGUGUGGCACCAGCUUCGCCUAUUACUACUUCAUCAGCUUCUAUAUGCUCUGCGCCUUCCUGAUCAUCAACCUCUUUGUGGCUGUCAUCAUGGACAACUUUGACUACCUCACACGGGACUGGUCUAUCCUGGGCCCUCACCACCUAGAUGAGUUCAAGGCCAUCUGGGCCGAGUAUGAUCCCGAGGCCAAGGGCAGGAUCAAACACCUGGACGUGGUGACUCUGCUGAGGAGGAUCCAACCUCCUUUGGGCUUUGGAAAGUUCUGUCCACACCGGGUAGCAUGCAAGCGGCUGGUGGGCAUGAACAUGCCCUUGAACAGUGAUGGCACGGUCACCUUCAAUGCCACACUCUUUGCUCUGGUGCGCACGGCCCUCAAGAUCAAGACACAAGGCAACUUUGAGCAGGCCAAUGAGGAGCUUCGAGCCAUCAUCAAGAAGAUCUGGAAGAGAACCAGCAUGAAGCUCCUGGACCAGGUUAUCCCUCCGAUAGGAGAUGAUGAGGUGACAGUGGGGAAGUUCUAUGCCACGUUCCUCAUCCAGGAACACUUCCGGAAGUUCAUGAAGCGUCAGGAGGAAUAUUAUGGGUAUCGGCCCAAAAAGGACACAGUUCAAAUACAGGCUGGAUUACGGACCAUCGAGGAAGAAGCAGCUCCUGAGAUCCACCGCACCAUCUCGGGAGACCUGACGGCAGAGGAGGAGCUGGAGAGAGCCAUGGUGGAGGCUGCUAUGGAGGAAGGGAUAUUCCGGAGAACCGGAGGCCUGUUCGGCCAAGUGGACAACUUCCUGGAAAGGACUAACUCCCUGCCCCCUGUCAUGGCCAACCAAAGACCCCUCCAAUUUGCUGAGAUAGAGAUGGAAGAGCUGGAGUCACCUGUCUUCUUGGAGGACUUCCCACAUGACCCGAGCACCCACCCUCUUGCUCGUGCCAACACCAACAAUGCCAAUGCCAACGUUGCCUACGGCAACAGCAGCCAUAGCAACAGCCAGGUGUUUUCCAGCACCUGCUAUGAAAGGGGGUUCCCAGGAGAAACAGAGACGCCUGCUACGAGAGAAGGAGCCUUUGGCCAACCCCACAGGAGCUUGGAACUGCACAGACAGCCCCCUACAGCCCAGCUGAAAGGACAGUGUACCCAGAUGGGAGCGGCUAGAGGCCAGGCACCUCCUUCCCCCUACCAGAACCCAAGGGCAGAGCCUUCCCUGGAGGAGAGGGAGCGCUCCACACCAAGGUCUCUGGAAACACCUCAUGACAGGAGCUCUGAGGAGAGUGCUGCUGGGUGCGCAGCUCCAGCCACCACCCUGCUGAUCCGGGAGGCCUUAGUUCGAGGGGGACUGAACUCCUUAGCAGCAGAUGCUCAUUUCGUCAUGGCAACAGGCCAGGCCCUGGCAGAUGCCUGUCAGAUGAAACCAGAGGAAGUGGAGGUGGCAGCAGCAGAGCUACUGAAGGAACGAGAGUCCCCGGAAGGCCAGGGCCGUGUCUUAGGAGACCUGGUCCUCAGAUCCUCCCUGGACAGCCUCAACCAGCAUCAAGGCUCCCAGGAAACCCUUAUUUCUUCAAGGCUGUGAGGCCCACACUGAAUGGCACAGGCUUAGAGCUGGCAUGACCAAAGCGUGGAGGGUGCUCAGGUAGAGAGGACUAGCAACCUCUGUCCUUUGGAAGCCAGCUGCCCGGCUUGAGGAGUGGUCAGGAACCACCCCAACCAGUCAGGAGACCACAGGUAGGCAGGA
Messenger RNA from Jaculus jaculus (lesser Egyptian jerboa), 5873 nucleotides. It is a transcript of the gene Cacna1s, whose product is annotated as calcium voltage-gated channel subunit alpha1 S. Gene Ontology annotation, molecular function: high voltage-gated calcium channel activity. Gene Ontology annotation, biological process: calcium ion import across plasma membrane. Gene Ontology annotation, cellular component: voltage-gated calcium channel complex; membrane. The record is from RefSeq and is a predicted model, not a curated record. The transcript is spliced from 44 exons. NCBI's taxonomy places the organism in Eukaryota, Metazoa, Chordata, Mammalia, Rodentia, Dipodidae. The coding region runs from base 99 to 5711 and encodes 1870 amino acids.